Molecule: messenger RNA, 2148 nt
Organism: Gilbertella persicaria
Lineage: Eukaryota; Fungi; Mucoromycota; Mucoromycetes; Mucorales; Choanephoraceae
Product: fungal-specific transcription factor domain-containing protein
Exons: 4
Coding region: 20-2146 (708 amino acids)
Biological process (GO): regulation of DNA-templated transcription; DNA-templated transcription
Molecular function (GO): DNA binding; zinc ion binding; DNA-binding transcription factor activity, RNA polymerase II-specific
Source: RefSeq, a predicted model, not a curated record
AGAAGAGUGAACUAACGCGAUGAACUAUAAUUAUCGACCUGAUAAUUUAUUGAAGCUACCAAGAGAAAAAAGAUACAAGGUUUCUAAAGCCUGCCUUGGUUGUAGAGUAAAGAAAAUAAAGUGUGAUGGCUUACAUCCUUGUAUGCAGUGUAAAGCUCGAAACAGACAUUGUUCUUUCUCAAGCGAAAAUGCAGCAACUUAUUCUACAGUCAGCACCUGUACAGAGGCACAACUAGAGGAAGAAAAAUAUCGCAAAAAAGCUUCAAGACCAAACAUAUCAGCCUUUUCUCUAUCUAAAGAACAAGAGCUACUAAAGAAAACUUCCAGCCUAUUAGAUCGAUUGAGUACAUUGUCUCCAGGUGAAGGCAAGCGAGGUCGUUGGCUUGUAGAUAUCAACUUAAUUUUUCAAGGUGAUGCUAGCAACUGUAUUUGUCGAGUUCCCUCACAUGAAACAAUUAAUGCAAACUUGAUUGACACGUUCUUUCACAAUCUAUAUACGGUCUUUCCUAUCCUGCCUAAAUCUAUAUUUUAUCGGCUGUUAGAACAUCAAGAUGCAUUUAUCACACCAUGUUUGUUGUACAGUAUUUAUUGCAAUGCAGCUCAUAAUGAAAACAUGAACAAAGCAAACGAGUACUACCGUCAUGCUCGACUGUUAUUAGAGCGUGAUUUGGAUAGUCCUUCACUCAGUACAGUCGUGUCACUUUGCUUGCUUUCUAUCUUUGAAUCCAACCGAAGUUCUGCAGGACCUCAUGCUGGACCCAAUCAUUCUCGUAUCUUUAGUGACAUGGCAUGUCGUAUGUGUUACGACUUCAAGCUACACAAGAGAUACAGCAACCAUCAGACGGUAGCAACGCUUGAUGAAAUCGAGCUACGUAAACGAACGUAUUGGAUAUGCUAUUGCUUGGACAAGAUGAACAGUCUUGUGACUGGAAAACCUUUCCUGCUUUCUUCAAAAGAUGUUGACAUUGACUUGCCUAUGGUGCUGGGUACGAAUGAUCCUAAUGAAUGCCAAAUCAAUAUGUGCUUCCUGGAACACAUUCAGUUGAUGCAGAUCAGUGAAGAGGCUUUAAAUAUGAAACUUCCAGACCGACAAGCAGGUGCUGUUCGACCAGCAGAAAACGAGCAAUUUGUACUUAGUCUGGACAGGCAAUUGCUAUCAUGGCUUAGAAGACUGCCACCUUCAUUGCAAUGGACAACGCUGUCUACGCAGACUACUCUUCGUUCUCAUGCCUAUAGUGUGCAUUUACAUCUCAUUUACAACUACAUAUCCAUUUAUGUUCUACAACCUAUCACAUCCACGUCUCUAUCAUUAUCGUCAAACUCUCUUUUAAUUCAACAACGAUGUAGUACGGUUGCUACUCAUACUACACAAUUUACGUGCGCCAUACUUAAUCAGCCUACAUUAAUUUUCUCAUUUACUCUUGUUGCUGAAGCCAUUAUGGCAGCUGCUCGUAUUCAUCUUGUGGAUUGUGCCGAUGAAAGAGAAGACAUUGCAAGACAUUCACGCUAUAUGUUUCAACAAUCACUCAGAUGCCUUCGGUCUGUCUUGCAACAACGUGUUAUUCCUAGUAUUCAUGAAUUUACGACGAUGAUUGAGAAAGCAUUAAUAGAUGCAGACACAGGUGAUAGUAACAGUCGCAACAGUAGCCCCAAGGUUCAUGUACUAUCGCCUAUCAUUCCAAGGACCAUAACCACACUUCCAAAGCAAGAGAUUAUGGACGAUAGCUGGUCUCAUGGACGACUCCCAUCCAACAAUGUAUUCUCUUAUGGACUGAUAUCACCUACAUCAAGCACGGCUUCUUCUACAAACGAUAAACAUGAUUCUCUAUACUCACCAUUAUCCUUUCAUCAUUCUAUACCCAUCUCUUCUUCAGAAACAAAACAAGAUCAAAUGGAAAUGUAUUCUGGUAUUUGGUCAUCCAGAUCUAUUUAUGAUUUAGAACAUUCAUUCCCUCUUGCAAAAACAGUGCAUCAUCCGUUUAAAGAAGAAAACAAAAAAGACAAAGAAAAGGAUACAAAGCCAAAGAAAACCGACAUUUAUGUUCCUCAAACCAAUGCGACAAGCCGUUAUGGCCUAGGAAUCUAUGCUUCUGCUCAACAGCAUCAUACUGAAGUGAUUCGUCGUCAUAUACCAGAAAUGAUGUAAAU